ACAAGAAUCAUUUUCAGUUCAGUUUAGUUAUUACAAAACCGCGGUGGUCAGCGUAAUUAACAGGUUCUUUGCGUUCUUUACUUUGCUGAGUGAGUCAUUUCUUAUCUGUUUUAUUGUUUUUCGGGUAGUGUGAAUUAACUUACUUUUUCUUACAACAAAUUCAUUCCUUGUUCUUGUGUAGUUUUAUUAACAGGAAAAGAAAAAUGUCGCUGUACCCGAGUUUAGAAGAUAUGAAAAUGGACCAAAUGGCCAAUGCCCAAUACACCCAAAUGCAAAGGAGUAUUGCCGCCUCACAAGCCACUGCUCCACCACCUUACACAUAUCCUGGAUUUGAUUCUAUGCCUGUCCCUGCAAUGGGAGCCGAAAAUAAACAACUUUACCCUUCAUUAGGGGAAUUUAUGGGGCUAGAAUUAAGUGAAGCUGUCAUUGCAGAGAACAUGCCAGAAUAUUCCCAAGUGGUUAUCUAUCAACAGAACGUUCCCCAAACUACAUCUACUGGUCUAAUAGCUCCCAUUUCUGGACAAUCAGUCGGCCUUCAAAGAGCUCAGGUCACUCACGGAGUUCGUCAAUUGAUACUCUGCAAAGAUAAAGAUGGCAAAGUGGGAGUUCGCGUCAAAGCCAUUAACAAAGGUGUAUUCGUCAGCGUCGUCGUCGAGAACUCACCAGCUGCCAUGGCAGGAUUGCGAUUUGGAGAUCAAAUCUUGCAAAUUAACGAUGAAAACGUCGCUGGAUAUACGAUGGAAAAGGUACACGCUAUGUUCAAGAAGAGCCCCGUUAACGGUAUCAAAGUCGUUGUUCGAGACAGGCCCUUCGAAAGAACUAUCACUUUACACAAAGACAGCGUAGGUUGUAUAGGAUUCCAAUACAAGAAUGGUAAAAUUAUCACAAUUGUUAAGGAUUCUUCGGCUGCUAGGAACGGUGUUCUGAUCGAACAUCAGCUGCUGGAAGUUGAUGGACAGAAUGUUGUAGGACUGAAAGACAAGGAAAUUACUAAUAUCAUUCAGAAAGCUGGACCCGUAGUUACUAUCACCGUUAUUCCGAGUUUCUUGUACGAACAUAUGAUUAAAUCAAUGAAGGGUUCACUACUGAAGGAUUUGAUGGACCACUCAAUACCCACAUUGUAAUUCGUUUUUAUCCAUUUUGAUAUAUAAGCACCAUAUGGCAAUCUUAAUAUCUAGAAUAGUAUAUUUGUAUUUCCUUAUAUGAUUACGUUCAUAGAUCUAUUUUUUAAUGUUUAUAUUUUAAUCCAACAUGCAUUUAAUACGAUAUAUUUCAGCGAUACUUAAAAAUCUAUACCUACUUGAUUAAAUAUGUGUGAGACGAAAGUAAAACAAUAAAAAGGAACUUACUUUGUUAAUAUAUUUUAAAAACUC
Messenger RNA from Diabrotica balteata, 1373 nucleotides. Lineage: Eukaryota; Metazoa; Arthropoda; Insecta; Coleoptera; Chrysomelidae. The record is from the annotation of a GenBank genome assembly.